GUUUUGGUGUUUGUGAGCCCGUCUCCCUGCAGAGCCAGGGAGGCUUCAGCAGCUCAGCUCUAAAGCGAGGAGUUGAGUUGUCACGAUCAGCUCUGAAGCCUGUUCCAGCUGUGAACUCUGCAGCUAACGACCUUAGUCAUAAAGACAGAACUGUGUUGUGCUCACCAGACAGAGGAAAUGUAAAAGAUGCAGGAAUCGGACAGUCAGUUUUAUGUGCUGAACGUUUUGAAAAGAAAGUAUCUUCUCCAAAGAAGGUCAGAAGAAACAAGAUGCCAGACCAAACACCAAGCACAAAUCCUGUGGUAGAUACCUUUCGGAGAGGAAUUAAGAGGAAAAAGGAUAUUGUCAACAUUUUGGAGAAUGGCAGAGCGUGCAAGGUACUGGGUUCAUUGUACCCAAAAGCUGUGAUUCAAAAAUUUAUUGCCACAGGGUCUCGCAGCUGUUUCUUGGCCAAAAAGGAUAAAACCAUCAAGUCAAAACAGGGAAGAAAUGAGAGGUGUCUGGGUGUAACAAGAGCACCAUUGUCUUGUGGAAGUAGUUGGGAACAGAAAACUGACUGUAUGGAUCUAAAAGACACUAGUUCAGAUUCUGACAAAUGGGUUUCAUCAUCAGAAGCUGGUGCUCGAAACGCCUGUGCUAGAAAUAACGGCACUGUGAACAACACAUCGCUGUGCCAAAACCCAGGGAAACUGCCCUGCCCUCCAGCUGAUUCUGAAUUUAGGUUUUCCCUGGAAGCUCUGCACAGAGAAAGGAAGCAGAAACAUAGAAUGAAACAAUUUAAGCCACAUCCUGUAAAGCCAUUCUCAGGAACAAGUGUAUCACAUCAGGGAAAUGGAUGUCCUUUAAGAAAAACACAACAUUCUGGUUCAAGGGAGGCUGCCUCAGAUGACCCAACUCAACAAAAGCCAAAGCAGGUUUCAAACCAUGAGGCAUCUUCUCCAAAUGCACUGAGAAUGUCAUCUGAGACGGCUGCUGGAAUGCAGAGGAGCCAGCCUGUUCCUUCACGCUGCCUUAGAUCUAAGAUGUCUUCUGGGCGAUCCAAACAACUAGGCUUUCCUGGGAAAAGGAGACACAGUGCCAUGAGUGUAGAUGCAGACAGUUCAAAUCAAUCUGAAGUAUCAAGUUUGAAUGACCCUGCUUUUAGCAGGUCAUCUGCAAAGUGCAAAAAUAGGAAGUCUGACUUUGUAAAACAUAUCCUUUUAAAGUCCGCUUGUGAUGAUGUUCUGCAACUAAUGGAGGAUGCUGCUUUACCUAGACAUGAUUCUACUCUUCCAGAGGAAUACCUCAACUCAAGUGAUGAAAAUGAUAAAAAUAAUUGCUCCUCUGUAGGUUUGUCAUCUUCUUAUUCUGCGCACAGUCCUGGUAAAAAUAACCACAUUUCUGUUGUGGAUACCAAAGAAAAUCAAUUGCAGGUGGCUAACUCAUGCUUUUUCUUGGAAAAGUCCCUUCCUUUUUCUCAGGAAAAAAGUACUGUGAUGCCUUCUUUCCACUGCUUAACACCAACAAAAGGUGUGAAAUCUCAGCUCCAGAAUGCUGCCUUAUCUCAGGGAUUGGAUGCUAAGAAGGAGUCUGAUGGGAAAAGACCAGAAAGACAUGCAUACAAUAAAGCUUACAGUACUCAAUCCAGCAACAGAUCUUUAAAAACAAAAGACAAGACUUCAGAAAAUGCUUCUGAUUCUUGUUCAGUGGAAGGUUCUGGGAAACUUGUACUCUCAGAAGAGACUGGUAAAAAUGUUUUUGAUUUGUUGUCUUCUGAAGAAGGGUGUAUGGAUAGCGGCCAUAUGUCUCCACAACUCUCAGGAGAGUUAGAAGUUGAAAGCACCUGUACAGGCAAGUUGAAUGGAAAAUCAAAAAGCAGCUUUGAUAGUGAAGAUGAGAGUUUGGAAUGCAGACUAGAUGAUGAUGAUGAUGAAGAAGAAAUAUUUGUGCCACUGCAAGAAAUUAUGUCUUCAAGUCCCAAGCCACAGGCAGGAAGCCUAGAAGAAUCUUGUCUUGACAGUUCUUCUCAGGACACCAUGACUCCGUUACUGAAGCUUCAUCUUUCUAAGCCUCCUGUUGUUACCCAGGUGUCAUAUGUGAACAGCUUAGAACAUCUCUUGAAGGAGAAAGAAGAAUCUAAAAGGGUAGAUGAACUAGAAAAGAAGUUACAGGAAUACAUACAAGGAGGGGAACUUGAUUCUUCAAGUGGAGAAGAUGAUGAAAAUGCCAGUGGCGAUGAAGAUCUCUCAGAAGAGCACAGGGCAUUUAUAAGGAGAUUUUCCGUAAUAGCUGAUGCCAUACCUGACAACCACCCUGGAGAAAAUAUAUUUGAUUUAUCAACCUCUGGGAAAAUCUUCAAUCAACAUAAUCUUGACUUGAGGAAUUUUCAUUUUAUCCCUCAAAAUCCUAUAGAAAAGCUCCUUCUUAGUUCUGGUGUAACACAGCAGUUUUCUUUAGCUAUUAAUGGUUUUCUGAGUUCUGCUUACAGUUGUAUCUUGUGUCCUGUACCAAUUCUGAAGUGGCUUUUCCAGAUGAUGUCUGUUCAUCCUGACUAUUGUAUUUCCACACAGAUUUUAGACAGGUUGAUGGAGAUAACACUAAAAAAUGCUUCCAUCAGUGAUGAACAGUCUAAACCAUGGAUUCCUUCACUAGCUGAUGUGUCAGCUGUUUUUGUCAAUAUGGGUGUUGCGUUUAGAUCUCUCUUUCCAUUGCAGCGUCUUCAGCCCAACUUUAACGAGUGUGAUAUUUUAAGUCAGAUGCCAGAAACAAUGAGUAAACAACAGCCAAGAGGAGACCUAACCUCUGCCAGUCCCGCCUUCUCCUGUCUACCAGAAAACAAUUUAAUUAAUGUGAUCAAGUUUCUAGGUUUCUGUAAAACAGUAAUUCAAGGUGGAUAUACUGAUCAAGAAAUACUGCUGCUGCUUCUGUUGCUGUUCAAAAUAAGCUUGGAGAAACAGUUAAAGCAAAUUCCUUUGAUAGAUUUUCAGUGCCUUUUCGUAAAGCUGCUGAUAAGUAUAAAAGAUUGGGAUACAAAGAUGCCUGAGCUCUGCUUGGCAGUGAGUGAACUCUCCAGUCAUCACCAUAAUCUCCUGUGGCUAGUUCAGCUGGUCCCUAGCUGGAUAAUACGAGGACGGUAA
Messenger RNA from Pterocles gutturalis (yellow-throated sandgrouse), 3116 nucleotides. Its product is annotated as protein FAM178A-like. The record is from RefSeq and is a predicted model, not a curated record. The annotation marks the transcript as partial. Gene Ontology annotation, biological process: DNA damage response; protein localization to site of double-strand break; positive regulation of double-strand break repair. The transcript has 13 exons. Gene Ontology annotation, cellular component: nucleus; site of double-strand break. NCBI's taxonomy places the organism in Eukaryota, Metazoa, Chordata, Aves, Pterocliformes, Pteroclidae.